This is a messenger RNA of Sinocyclocheilus grahami, 1385 nucleotides long. Its product is annotated as akirin-2-like. Gene Ontology annotation, biological process: positive regulation of transcription by RNA polymerase II; positive regulation of innate immune response. NCBI's taxonomy places the organism in Eukaryota, Metazoa, Chordata, Actinopteri, Cypriniformes, Cyprinidae. The transcript has 4 exons. Gene Ontology annotation, molecular function: transcription coregulator activity. The coding region runs from base 390 to 863 and encodes 157 amino acids. Gene Ontology annotation, cellular component: chromatin; nucleus. The record is from RefSeq and is a predicted model, not a curated record.
AGAAUCUCGCAAAAACUACAAGUACCGGCUUCGCCUGAGAGCCUCCGCGCAUGCGCAGAGAAGCGGCUUCGUCGAAUGUUUUGUUUCCACGCCAUAUUUGUUAGCCGGCUAGCGCUCGCUGAAGCGGCGUCCGACGCGAUCUCGGCUCAAUCCGAACCCAUCGGCGCUUCCCCGAGGAGCCUGGACGCCACAGCCGCGUUCCUCGCCGCACACACGCCUCCACGCGUCCUCACACAAGGGUGUGGCCGCGAGCGCAACGCAGAGUUUAAAUAAAAACGCAGCGAUCGAGUCGCGUUCCCUCGAGAUCAGACCAGCGGGGCUCUGUCGCUGCUCGAGCGGAUCACUAGCUUUCAGAACAUCCUUUUCCAUCAAACACAACCCUCGACAGAAUGGCGUGCGGAGCCACUCUGAAAAGGACAAUGGAUUUCGACCCUCUGCUGAGCCCGGCGUCCCCGAAGAGGAGGAGGUGUGCGCCCAUGUCCCCGUCCCCGUCCCCGCAGAAGUACCUGCGCAUGGAGCCCUCGCCCUUCGGCCGGCUGUCCUCGGCGCUCACCGCAGGUCCGUGCCGCUCUGGUGCUCGGGGUGUACCGUGUCGAAAUGGAAAGGUUAUCUUCAAAUUAUGUGUUCCAGGCGCGUCCUCUGGAUCAGCGUCCCCCUCCAGACGCGAGCAGCCGCUCUUCACACUGAAGCAGGUGGGCAUGAUCUGUGAGCGUCUGCUGAAGGAGCGCGAGGAGAAGGUGCGCGAGGAGUACGACCAGAUCCUGACCACCAAACUCGCAGAACAAUACGAUGCGUUCGUGAAGUUCACCCACGACCAGCUGAUGAGGCGGUUCGGGGAGCAGCCAGCCAGCUAUGUGUCCUGAGCGCUGUCCUGCGGAUGGUGGAGCUCCUGUGGGUCUCCAGCAGUGCCAGACGCAUCCUUCCCCGCUCCGCACUGAGCUCGUCUCUCUCUCUCUCUCUGCAGCGCCUCGGUGCCUCCUGCAACUAUUACUCCAAUCAGUGGCUCUCGUGUCUCUUACUGAACCCUGGAUAUUUAUUAGGCUUCGACCAUGCCUUUUACACAGCCACCUGUCAUUACUUCCUGGUUUUUUAUGUUUGAUUUAUGUAAAAUGCCUUUUAUUCGCUGCAAAUGCCGUCGAUUGCCAUUAUAAAUGUGAGACGUGUGUGAGGGAGACUGCUGUUCAUAGCUUUGUGUAAAUACUUUCAUCUGGAGUUUUCAUGUACAAAUCAAAUACAGCAUUUAUUUCGAUUGGAGUCUGUUUUCAUGCUUUGUAUUUAUUUUAGUUUUUAUUUCUUUUGCCCCUUUCCUCUGCAUUAUGGUUCUACCGCUCCUGUAGUUUAAGUGACUUAUGUUGGGAAAGUAUACAAAUAAAGCGUUUACAUAA